AUGCAUCUGGGAAGAAGUUUGCUUUCCUCCCCGAUCAUUCGCUUCCUCCAAACAAUCAUAAGGAGACCUGACCUGGCCUCUCACCUCAAAAGAAUUCACCUCGAUGGUGAUCGUUUUCUGAUCGGGUAUCAGCGAAAUAUCAAGCCCAAGAUUCCUGUAUCUGAAGUUGAGCUGGACGAACUCAGCUCAUUCAUCCGAGCCACCGGAGCCCCAUAUUGUGAUAUGUGGAUACAGGAACUAGAGAAUGGUAGCACCGACGCCAUUAUCGCCCUCCUUCUAGCGCAAUCUUCGAAUCUGCGAUAUCUCUAUAUAGGUCCUGUGUUCACUCAGUUGAGUAAAUUGAUAGGCCUGGUCCUCCACUCAAGACUCUGCGAGCCCACGAUAGAUCUCCAACACCAUUAUAGUCUUCAUGACAAAAUUCCCAAUUUUGAGAACCUUCGAGACAUUACCUUCCUGAUGAAUGUCGAGGACGACCAAGACGCCCACCUGAACCGUUCUAAAAACACCGCCCACGUCCUGCCCUUCUUCUAUUUGCCGAACAUCCAGCGCUUGUCGCUCUCGGUCGAAAAUGAGAGGACGUGGACCUGGCCUACAGCAACUCAGCCCAACCCGUCAACGCUUACAUCGCUCGAUUUGACCUGCAUCCGGGAGCUGCACUUGGCUUCAGUUCUCUCAGUCGCCCAAAAUGUUCAAACCCUCCGCUGGCAACUUUAUCACCACGAACGCCUUAAUCCGCCUAUUACUCCUCACGACGACCCUCGUUCACGAAAGGUGGCUAAUAGCAAACAGAUAUAUCUUGAUCUGAUGGCCGAUGCGAUUUGUCUUGUUCGAGAUUCGUUGACUGAGCUGACUAUUUCAGCUACUGUCGACAUUACAUGUUACGAUCUAGACACUCCUUGGAUGGUACUUCGUGGCUCAUCCCAUGCAUUACAUAACAUGUACAAGGUGAAGAAACUCCAAAUCCCAUUGGUAUUUCUGGUGGGGACUGGUCCGGGAGGGAUGGGCGGGAUUGAAAAAGAAUUUGCAACUCACUUGCAGGAUGCGAUGCCGAGGAAUGUCGAGUUUGUCACUCUUACGUACGACUUACGAGAUGCAGAUGUCGGGUAUUGGCAAUGGAAGGAUCACGAAGUCUUAGAAUUGCUUGAAAGAUGGUUGGAGGAUUGGAGAGCCUGCACGCCGAAACUUCAAGGAAUUUUUCUGCUGUUUGACUGGGAAAGUGAGGAUGAGUGGUGCCCUAGAAUGAGGGAUCAGGCCAGAGAGCUAGGCGCUCGAACUGGUGUUACGCUUGAGGUUAUUCCUCGAAAUAGCGCUUGGGGUAUUCUUAAUCAGCGAAUGCUCAUAUUGAAUGAUAGAAAUGAGGAUGCCAGUGGGGUACGUUGGCUGUACUAG
Molecule: messenger RNA, 1389 nt
Organism: Penicillium cosmopolitanum
Lineage: Eukaryota; Fungi; Ascomycota; Eurotiomycetes; Eurotiales; Aspergillaceae
Exons: 1
Coding region: 1-1389 (462 amino acids)
Source: RefSeq, a predicted model, not a curated record